GAAAAUUGUUGACAGCAAAGCUGCUUCGUGCGUCAUUCCGUUUUGUGUGGCUGCAAGUCUCCGUUUUUCUCAAGAACAGCCGACCAAACCUGCCUCUGCCAUUCUUCUUUACAAAUAGAACACUUGGACAAUGAGGUCGACGUCUGCUAGUAGCUGGAUAGCGUUGGCGGCCGCACUAUUCCUCCAUGAUGCGGCUGCCUUUACCAUUCCAACAAGGCUGUCAAGGCGGACGAUUACCGUGAGGUACAUGGCAGGUGGCUUUGAGUGGGAAGAUCCAGGAGAAGUCUUUGAUCAAGGGGUCGAAAACCCAUUCAAGAAUCCCGAUCUCAUGAAAGGAGGAGAUGAUGGAAUGAAAAUUGAUCCGGCCAGGCUCUUGGGCCCGCGAUUAAAUGGAUCCAAUCUGUAUCUUGUUGGAAUGAUGGGAACAGGAAAAUCCACCGUGGGAGAUAUUGUGGCUCGACGCAUCGGCAGCUACAACUUGUUGGACACGGAUGACAUUAUUGAGAAAGCUAGCUCCAUGGCCAUUCCCGAAAUUUUUGAAGCGGAGGGAGAAGAAGGAUUCCGGGAGGUAGAAACCCAAAUUUUGAAUUCGGUACAUCCCUACGUUCGUUGUGUCAUUAGCACGGGAGGUGGUAUUGUCACUCGAAAUGAAAAUUGGUCCAAACUGCAGACUGGAAUAGUCGUAUGGCUCGAUGCCGCACCCGAAGUCAUUAUGAAACGAAUUGAAGGAACCGAUCGUCCACUCUUGCAAACAGAAGAUCCACUGCAAACGCUCAAAGAUUUGCUAGAGGAACGCAAAGAAAAAUACGCACAAUCCGAUCUGCGCAUCGAAAUCACAGAGGAUAUGAAUGAAGAGGAAGUGGCCAGCCAAAUUGUAUUUGAUCUUCACAACUUUAUCGAUGACAACCCGCCUGCUUGGAAGUUGGCAAAGGCCAAAGCUCAGUCAGAAGGAUUGGACUGGGUAUAAUACGUAACAAACAUAACGUCUAGCUAGCUACUAGAUUGGUUGCAUUGCAUGACCGUGAAAAUGAUGGUUCGUUGCCAUGCCACCCGUUUGGUUGGGCUGACUGGCUGGGG
This is a messenger RNA of Seminavis robusta, 1077 nucleotides long. The record is from the annotation of a GenBank genome assembly. Lineage: Eukaryota; Bacillariophyta; Bacillariophyceae; Naviculales; Naviculaceae.